Aplosporella prunicola CBS 121167 is the source of this 1899-nucleotide messenger RNA. RefSeq lists its product as uncharacterized. Gene Ontology annotation, molecular function: DNA-binding transcription factor activity, RNA polymerase II-specific; zinc ion binding; sequence-specific DNA binding. The transcript is spliced from 2 exons. Gene Ontology annotation, biological process: positive regulation of transcription by RNA polymerase II. NCBI's taxonomy places the organism in Eukaryota, Fungi, Ascomycota, Dothideomycetes, Botryosphaeriales, Aplosporellaceae. The record is from RefSeq and is a predicted model, not a curated record. The coding region runs from base 1 to 1899 and encodes 632 amino acids.
AUGACCAUGGAUUUCACCUCUGACGCCGUCGAGGCCGCCCUCAACUCGCUCGCCUCGUGCAUCCGCUGUCGCGAGAGACGGGUGGGAUGCGACCGCCUCCUGCCAAGCUGCCAGGCUUGCGCUGCCAUUGGCGCCGAAUGCGAACUGUACGACCAUGUGCUAGAUGCCAGGUUUCCCCGGAGCUAUCUCCAGGCCCUGCAUGAGAGACUGCGCCAUCUGGAAGCCCUCGAAGCCAGCCCUGCCGCCGCGGCUGCGGCCCGGACCCGCGUCUUUGGGCCACACGUCACCGAUGCCCGCAACCACUCCAAACCCACUCUUGCGCCGCCCGCCGCCUCGAAGCGCCUCGACGCCCAUGAAGACGACGUCUACGAAGAGUGGGGUCCGUCCAGCCCCUUUGCCCACCUGCGGCUCAUCACCAACCUGCUCAAUGUCGAGCUCACCCGCCCUCUGCGCCACGGCACCAAUUUCAAUGUUGACAUACCCUUGACCGUCAAUGAAGCCCAGCCCUCGCAUGAGCCGCGCCUCCCUCCCUUCGAGACUGCUAGUUUCCUCUGGGAAUUCUACUACAACUCAGUCGAGACCAUCAUGCCAAUCGUAGGCCGCAAACUGGGAGACGAGGACCUGCAGCAUCUCUAUUCAAAAUCACCAGCCCGCAAAAACCUACGUGCUUGCACUCGCGCCCAGCUUGUUCUUGCCCAGGCUGCAAGAUGUCUCUUCCGAAGUGCUGCCACUGAAGGCAGCCCGGCACAGUCGCAGGCCUAUUUGCAACUCUCCGACGCCAUGUUUGAGGCAGCCGCUGCCAAUUUGAGGAUUGUUCUAAACGACUCGACACAUCUUUUAGAUUAUGUUUCGCCGUCGGUGUUCGAAAAUGAGGAGGCGCACGCAAUGGCAAAACUGCAAAUCGUAUUGCUAUUGGUAUGUUAUGUUUUGAUGGCACCACUGAAGGGCAACGUCUGGCAGUUGUUAGGUUUCGCGGAGAGACUGUGGAGAAACAUUCAGAAUGCUCGCGCCCAACUCCGCAGGAGCAAUAGUCCAGACGGCUUUCUGGUCCGCGAACAAGCCCGUCACAAACCCCAACCAAACCUACUUUACUGCAGCUUUGUCUCUCUAGAGCGUAUCGUCGGUAUGGCGUACGGAAGGCCGAUAGAUUUCCUCGAUUUCGCAGAAGCAGAUGAACCCAGCCACCGACCCGAAGACAGAACCGUAGCCGCUAUGCACGCAUCCAUACUGGAAAUACGACAGAGAAUACACUCGGCGUUUCUGGCCGGCCAGCAAGGGCCCAGUGUGAUGGGGCCACUACCAGGAACACCGAAACUCGGCACUGUCGAAUGGUACGAUACCAUCCGGCGGCAGGCAGACGCAUGGUACGAGGACUGGCAGGACGCAGUGGACGAGAACGAAGAAAGCCGCAAGGAAUGGCUUCUCAGCUCAGGACGCAAAUGGCGCGACGAGACGCUGCAUCUAGCCUUCUGCCUGCUGAUCCAGCGCUCGCCGACGCCGGCCUCAACACCAGCAUCGACAGCAACGUCAACAUCGGGCAAAUCGCCCUCGCAGCGCCAACUGCUGAGCCUCGAUCUCGUGGCCGAAGGCCGCGGCAUCGUGCAGCGCCUGGUGCACGACUACGCGUAUUUGCUGCGGCAGCCCUUUUCCAUCAAGCACAAAGGCACCUAUAUCCCGCUUGUGUUCCCGCGCCUCUGGGUGUUCGACAUGGAGAUCUUCCGCGUCGCCAUCACUGCCGCGUACCUAGCGCACCAUCGCGAGAACAUCACUGGCAAUACGCAGCCCUGCAUGACGUGGGAGGUGGCCAACUGCAUCAAGCUGCUGUCUCGCACCAGCGCAGAGGUCGACACGGAGGGCUUGACCGAAGCCAUUCUGGCGCUCGUGGAGGGUGGCACGUAG